This is a messenger RNA of Cooperia oncophora, 525 nucleotides long. NCBI's taxonomy places the organism in Eukaryota, Metazoa, Nematoda, Chromadorea, Rhabditida, Trichostrongylidae. The record is from the annotation of a GenBank genome assembly.
AUGCACCUGCGACUGGCAGCUUUUCUGCUCGUUCUUGCUGAAUUUCGAGUGUCAUGUUUUGAUUUACGGUUCCUUCAAAGAAACAAAACAAUUCAACCGGUGGCAAUUGAAAUACCUACGCAAUUUCCUGCAACGGCUCCCGACACCACAGAUGGUGUAUGGUCAGAGUGGAAGGAGGUCCUUUCGUGCAACGCGGAGUGCGGUUCCUGCGGAUCACAGGUUUUCCGCCGGACAUGUAUCGGUGGAUCUUCCUGCAGAGGGAACUCCAGGAAAGAGGAGCGAUGUAACAUACAAGUAUGCGACUAUCCAAAGCCUUCAUGUUGUCCGCCUUUUAAACUGAUGCUGAUCGAAGGACAGUUCGCAUGCGGACCUCAGCAGGAGAGUGUCGUCGCUGCGUUCGCUGCCCAGCUGCAAGCGAAACCACUACAGUCAAUCAACUCUCCUCCAGCUGUGCUCUCCUCCGAAGUGAGCAGCAUCUUUCCCUACAUGGAUACAUGGAGAAUUCUAAGAAGAAUUUUGAUCUAA